AUGUCUGUGCAGCCAUCCAUUUCAUCAGUAUCAUUUGAACAACAUGCCACAGGACUAGGGAUCGGCAUCUCCAGUCCGCGUGUGUCUUGGAAGUUUGCGGUACCCAAUGGAACAAUCAAAAAUUGGAAACAGACAGCAUAUGACCUUGAGAUUCGCCGGGGUUCAAACUCAGAGCUUUACAAUGUUACGACAUCAGAUUCGGUGCUUGUACCUUGGCCUAGCAAACCUCUCCAGUCCCGAGAAAUAGCUCACGUUCGAGUUCGCUCAUACGGCGGUCCAACUAGCGAGCCAACGGAAUGGUCUGCCUGGUCAACUGUUGAACGCGGUCUACUCAAUCCACAAGACUGGACUGCGCGCGCAAUCAAAGCCCCAGUGAAGCAGCCCGAGGGUCCCUUGCGGCCAAUUCGUUUUCGAAAGACAUUCAAGAUCCCUUCAUCCUCGUUGCAGUCAGCUCGCCUCUACAUCACCAGUCUGGGGGUGUUUCAAGCCUACAUUAAUGGGGUCCCUGUUGGUGAUCAUUGUAUGGCACCUGGGUGGACGAGCUACCAUCAUCGACUGAACUAUGAAGUCUUCGACGUGGUAUCUUUGUUACGAGCGGAUGAUGAUAAUGUCAUAGCUGUGGAGGUUGCUGAAGGAUGGUGGGCCACCAGAUUGGGAUUCUUAGGUGGCAAGCGGUUCAAUUAUGGAGAUGAGAUGGCCUUGAUUGCCCAAUUGGAGAUUACCUCUGAAGACCAAGAGCCAGUGACUGUGGUCACGGAUGCUUCUUGGAAGACUCAUCCUUCUGCACUUAUCACCAGUGAAAUCUACGAUGGAGAAGUAUUUGAUGCCCGCGAUGAGCAAGAAGGUUGGACUAGCCAGUUCUUUCCUCAUGAAGGGUCUUGGAAUGCUGUGAAAGAGACAGAGUUCCCGAAAACAGAUCUUGUGGCACCUAAUGCACCCCCUGUGAGAGUCACAGAAGUCCUCAAGCCGAAGGAGAUCAUCAAAACACCCUCAGGCAAGACAAUCAUAGACUUCGGCCAGAACCUUGUCGGCCGAGUUCGCAUUCCCUCAAUUAUCAAACCCAGCGGCCAUAUUGUGACUCUGGUUCAUGCCGAAGUCCUCGAAAAUCAAGAACUGGGGACUCGUCCUCUCCGCAUUGCAAAAUGUACGGAUACGAUUAUUUCUGCUGGAGACGAAAUCCGUGAUUGGGCACCACGUUUCACGUUUCACGGUUUUCGUUAUGUCCAAAUCGAUGGCUUAGAGCAGUCCACACUCGACAGUCUCGUCGCCGAGGUCAUGCACACAGAUUUAACCCGAACAGGGUGGUUUAACUGUUCUCACGAGAUGGUCAACAAGCUCCACCAGAACGCCACCUGGAGUAUGCGUGGCAAUUUUCUCUCAAUCCCUACAGAUUGUCCCCAACGAGAUGAGCGUCUGGGCUGGACGGGCGAUAUCCAAGUCUUCGGGCCCUCAGCUAGCUUCCUCUACAACACUGCCGGUAUGCUAGGUGAUUGGCUCAAAGACCUUGCAGCUGAACAACUCGUCCACGACCACGGUAUUCCACCAUUCACAGUUCCAAAUAUCAUCCCCGAGGCUCUCUGGCCUACAUUCCCACAAGCCGUCUGGGACGAUACUACAGUUCUCCUACCAUGGGCUCUAUAUCAAAGCUACGGCGAUAAAGAAAUCCUCCGUUGUCAAUACUCUAGCAUGAAAGCCUGGGUCGACAUUGGUAUUCUCCGUGGACCAGAUAACCUCUGGGAAGAUACUCUCUUCCAACUAGGUGACUGGCUCGAUCCUACUGCACCACCAGAGAGCCCUGGUAACUCUCGUACAGACGGCACCCUCGUUGCAGACGCAUACCUUGUCCACGUUACACGCACGAUAGCCGAUGUCGCCAAGAUCCUCAACGAAGCUGUCGAUGCCGCACGUUACGAGAAAGACUAUAAUACUCUCAAGGCCCGAUUCCAGGAGAAGUAUGUUUCAUCAACUGGAUUCCUUGUCGGCGAUACGCAGACCGGUCUUGCGUUGGCGCUAUUCUUCAAUCUCCUCGAUGAUCCAUCUCAGAUUGCCGGUGCUGGUGCUCGUCUUGCGCGUCUGGUUCGGAAAUCCUCCUUUCAGGUCUCGACUGGUUUUGCAGGAACACCAAUCAUCUCACAUGCUCUCACCAAGGCGGGAUACCCUCAGCUGGCAUAUCGCAUGUUACAGGAGAAGUCCUGUCCCUCGUGGAUGUACCCCAUUACGAUGGGGGCGACAACUAUAUGGGAACGAUGGGAUAGUAUGCGUCCGGAUGGAAGUAUCAAUCCAGGUGAAAUGACCAGCUUCAAUCAUUAUGCGCUUGGCUCGAUCAUCAACUGGCUACAUCGUACUGUUGCAGGAGUGAGUCCGCUGGAACCGGGAUGGAAGUCUGUGCUUGUGAAGCCUGUGCCGGGUGGCACGGUAAAUUCAGCUGAAGUCAUGUAUGAUACGGCUUAUGGACGCUUGGAAUGUAGCUGGGUUCUUGGAGAUGGAAAUCAUUUCAAGUUGGAGCUUGUGGUGCCGCCGAAUUCAAGUGCGAAGGUUAUACUCCCCGGUGAGCCUGACAAUGUCGAUAUGGAACUUGAAAGAUGGGUGGGAUCUGGCAAGUAUGAAUUUGAGACCUCAUUCGAUAGUCAAGCCGGGUGGCCACCAAAGGCAUUAGUGCCUCCCAUGUGGGAUCCAGUGGAUUCAUAUGUUUAA
Molecule: messenger RNA, 2694 nt
Organism: Penicillium malachiteum
Lineage: Eukaryota; Fungi; Ascomycota; Eurotiomycetes; Eurotiales; Aspergillaceae
Product: alpha-L-rhamnosidase
Exons: 1
Coding region: 1-2694 (897 amino acids)
Biological process (GO): carbohydrate metabolic process
Source: RefSeq, a predicted model, not a curated record